Molecule: messenger RNA, 2382 nt
Organism: Nerophis lumbriciformis (worm pipefish)
Lineage: Eukaryota; Metazoa; Chordata; Actinopteri; Syngnathiformes; Syngnathidae
Source: RefSeq, a predicted model, not a curated record
AUGGCCGGAACCACCACAAAAACUGUACAUGAUAUUUUUCAAAGCAUGGAGUACGGACCAUCUGCAACAUCCAACACUGCCACUGCACAGGCCUGGCUGGAUAAUCAUUCCCGCUCCCUAGGUCUGUUUAUUGAUGGCAAGUUUGUCCAUCCGCUAGACAGACAGACACGCUCCUUGAUGGAUUCGAAAGGUGGUGUAGUGUGCAGCACAUUGUGUGCUCUGCAAGAUGAUAUUACACAAUGUGCAUCCUCUGCCACUAAGGGCUUUGAGACUUGGAGUAGUCUCUCCUGCUACCAGAGAUCCAAAGUGCUGCUCAGGUUGGUGAGCGCUCUGGGACAGCACGGCAGGUGUGUGAGCGAGCUGUGUGACCUCUGUCAGGUGUCCUGCUCCUCCUCUACCCUUGUCAGAAUGUUGCAGUACUACAGCGGCUGGGCUCAGCUCAGAGACACUCUCAUCGCAAACUGGUCACCACUGGGUGUGGUUUUAGUAGUUGUCUCCGAUGACUGCACAUUCUACUCUCUGAUGCUCAAAAUUUUACCAGCACUAGCCAUGGGCAACUCUGUCAUCGUUGUCCCUGGUCAAAGCACUGCCCCUCCAGCACUUUUAUUGGCUCAGCUUUUUAUGAGCUCAGGGCUUCCUGCUGGUGCUCUCAAUGUGUUAACUGGAAAUGAUGUGUCACUGGCUGCUGAUGUUGCCAAAAACUCAAGAAUCAGCUAUGUCACCUACAGUGGCAACAAGCAGGAUGGCAUCAACCUGUGUAAAGCAACAGCAGGAAUGGGUGUUCCAGUAUCUGUAACCCCAAACAUUGGCGCCACAUGUCCUAUCAUCAUAUUUGAGUCUGCUGACAUCAAUAGUGCCAUUGAUGAUGUGAUAGAGAUUGCCUUCAAGAAGAAUAAAGAAGUGCAUUGGGUGUUGUGUGUGCAGGAGAGCAUGCAGGACAGCGUGGUUGACCGUCUAAGGAUGCGAAUGGCAGGCUUGAAGUGUGUGGCACUUCCCAGUGAUGGGGCUAGGGUGCUUGUGGAUAGCGCAGUGCAAGAUGCUCAAAACAAGGGGGCAACGUUGGUGCAGUCUUGUGCUGUGCCCUCUGGUACACAGUAUCCUCCUACUGUCCUAUGUGGAGCCGCUCCUUCUUCGCCAUGUGUGGUCACGCCCUCUCCUGGGCCACUCCUUCCUCUAAUGACUUUCAGAAGUAAUACAGAAGCAGUGACUUUGGGGAAUCAUAGUCCACAUGGCCAAGCAGCAUGCAUCUGGACUGAAGACCUCACUCUGGCAUUAGAGACAUCUAAGAGUCUGUCUGUUGGCUCAGUGUGGGUGAACUCGCACCCAUUGUCUGAACCUUGUCUGCCUGUUUCUGGUCACAAAGACAGCGGCACAUGUACUGAUGGCGGCCAGGAGGGGCUGUAUCAGUUUAUGAGGCCGUCCUCUUCCCCUGUUGUUCCUCGCACUUCCCCAGUUGCUCUGCAUUAUGCAAAUUUUGGAACUGACGCACCUCAAGUUAUCAUUCCGGAUGAGACCGCCGGUCCUCUGAAGUCCUACUCGCAUUAUAUUGGUGGCAAGGCCUGCAAAUCGGAGUCUGGUUCUAGUAUGGCAGUGCAUCCACAAGGAGGCAGCAGCGUGUUAGGCUACUUUCCCAGCGGAGGCCAGAAGGAUGUCAGGAAUGCUGUGGAGGCAGCUAUCAAAGUUCAGCCAGGCUGGAUGAAAAAGAGUCCCAUGGCGCGCGCCCAGUCCAUUCAGUCCUUGGCCAAAGGUCUUGAAGGAAAAAGGCAGGAUUUAGCAACUUCGAUCAGUACACAAACUGGCCUACCUAUAGAGGAGGCUGAUAUGGAGGUGGAGCUCAGCAUCACAAGGCUCAGUGAUUGGGCAGCAUACUGUGACAAGAUUCAUGGCGGAAUUCUGCCUUUACCACAGUCUGGCUCAGGAUUUUCCAUCCCUGAAGCACUGGGAGUGGUGGGGGUGGUCGUUCCCGACAAGCAGCCCCUCCUCGCCAUGGUAACACUUCUUGGAGCAGCCCUCGCCUCUGGCAAUGCCAUCAUUAUGGUACCCAGUCAGGAGUAUCCACUGCCAGCUUUGACAUUUAUUCAGGUGCUCAUUUCCUCAGAUCUGCCACCAGGCUUGGUAAACAUCAUUACAGGAAGAAGGGACCAGUUGACAAAGGCUUUGGCCAACCACAGUGUCAUCAAAGCUAUCUGGUACUGGGGGAACAAUGAGGGUUGCCAAUACCUCCAAUACACCUGUACCAGCCCGCUGAAAACACUGCGUCUCCUCUGCCAAACAGACAAGGAUGGGAAUCAUAGCGGCCAAGACUGGUCUUACAACUCCGUACUGGAAGAGUUGUGGAGAAAUUCUGUUCAGUGGAAGAGUGUGUGGAUUCCUACAGCAUAA